AACUCUCUCUCCUUAGACUACAAACUGCACGAAAGUUAAGGUUGUCGUAACCGAUGGCGAAUCUGCCCCAAUCGCUCUCCAUGAACGCGCCCUUCGGAGGCCCAAGCGCGUCGGCCCCAACCGUUGCCGGAGCUCCGGCGAACAAGGAUCGGAAAAUGGCCUCUGCUGAGCACUUGGUCCUCGACCUCAGCAACCCUGAACUCCGAGAGAACGCUCUUCUCGAACUCUCUAAGAAGAGAGAAUUGUUUCAAGAUUUGGCUCCAUUGUUGUGGAAUUCUUUUGGUACUAUUGCUGCACUGUUACAGGAGAUAGUUUCAAUAUACCCUGUCUUAUCACCACCAAAUCUAACUCCUGCUCAAUCGAAUCGAGUUUGUAAUGCUCUUGCACUUCUUCAGUGUGUAGCCUCUCAUCCAGACACAAGGAUGUUGUUCCUCAAUGCUCAUAUACCGUUGUAUCUGUACCCCUUUCUCAAUACAACAAGCAAGUCAAGGCCAUUUGAGUACUUGAGGCUGACUAGCUUAGGUGUCAUAGGUGCCUUAGUAAAGGUUGAUGAUACCGAAGUUAUUAGUUUCCUUCUCUCAACAGAAAUAAUUCCGCUGUGCCUGCGUACUAUGGAAAUGGGUAGUGAAUUGUCAAAAACAGUUGCAACAUUUAUAGUUCAGAAAAUUCUGUUGGAUGAUGUGGGCUUGGAUUAUAUUUGUACCACAGCAGAACGGUUUUUUGCAGUAGGUCGAGUUUUGGGGAACAUGGUUUCGGCCCUUGCCGAGCAACCCUCGUCCCGGCUGUUGAAACAUAUUAUUCGAUGCUAUCUUCGAUUGUCAGAUAAUCCAAGGGCUUGUGAUGCAUUAAGAAGUUGCCUCCCAGACAUGCUAAGAGAUUCUACCUUCAGUAGUUGCCUUCGUGAAGAUCCGACCACAAGGAGGUGGCUACAACAGUUGCUUCACAAUGUUGGAGGAAAUAGGGUUCCUGCACUUCAGGGCGGGGGAGGUUUUGAUCAUAUGAUGGUGAACUAAUAAAAAAUAUGCAAUGCUCUUAGACUUUCCAUCUGCUAUUUAUUCUUCCAGGAAGAUCCCACCCAAGGAGGUGGCUACAACAGUUGCUUCACAAUGUUGGAGGAAAAAGGGUUCCUGCAUUUCAGGGCGGGGGAGGGUUUGGUUAUAUAGAUGGUGUACUAAUCACAAUUAUGCAAUGCUCUUAGACUUUUCAUCUGUUUUCUUCUACAUGUAUUUUCUUCUUCUCUAGAUAGGGCAGUAUAGUGAGAGUAGCUUAUCCAUAUAUUUUAAUCCAAUUUAACAGCGCUAAUUAGCAAUGUUUUGUUGUGAUUUCUGAAACUUGGGCUGAAGUACAGAAGCCAGUUUGGAUGAACUCAAGAGAUUCUUCUUCAGUACUUUAUUUUUAUUAGCUA
Juglans regia (Persian walnut) is the source of this 1405-nucleotide messenger RNA. RefSeq names its product CCR4-NOT transcription complex subunit 9-like. Gene Ontology annotation, cellular component: P-body; CCR4-NOT complex; CCR4-NOT core complex. Bases 54 to 1013 code for a protein of 319 amino acids. Lineage: Eukaryota; Viridiplantae; Streptophyta; Magnoliopsida; Fagales; Juglandaceae. Gene Ontology annotation, biological process: mRNA catabolic process; negative regulation of translation. The record is from RefSeq and is a predicted model, not a curated record. The transcript has 9 exons.